Fusarium odoratissimum NRRL 54006 is the source of this 3380-nucleotide messenger RNA. RefSeq lists its product as uncharacterized. The transcript is spliced from 4 exons. Lineage: Eukaryota; Fungi; Ascomycota; Sordariomycetes; Hypocreales; Nectriaceae. Bases 894 to 2810 code for a protein of 638 amino acids. Gene Ontology annotation, molecular function: protein binding. The record is from RefSeq and is a predicted model, not a curated record.
UGCAUAUUAUCAGCCCAGAUUGGCCCCACAGAAAUAGGACUCAUCUUCAAGUCUGGCCAUCCAGAUCAUCAGGAUGUCCUUGAUAAUCUGAACUGAGUAGAUUCGAAACAAAGUGACGAGCUCUGGCAAAAUGAGUAGUGGGUGCCACCCUGUUCAGCCCUAGGAACCCUCCUUUGCUGUGUGUUCCGAGUCUGCGUCUGAGCUGAAAUGCGAGCCCGUAGCACAACUGGAUAUUCCUAUCGUUUUGACUUCUCUAGCUGCAUCCAGCUCCUUGGUUCGUGCGAAUCAUGAUCCGCGCUGGCUGUGCUAGCAACGCCCGCCCCUACCACCAGCAGGUUGGGCGCAUCCGUCGUCUCACCACCAAAGACCAGCUGGCCAGCAGGAACAUCAGAGUUCUGUGCUCUGAAUGGUGUCCGCGAACCUUCCUCCCGCAUGGAUACCCGCUACUUGGGCUGUCCUUGACGCUGUGGAUGCGUUUGAGGCGUCGACCUGGAAAGUCUAGACCUCGCAAGGUCAGCCCCGGAUAUCGUCUCAGCCACCCUCAUCUGCCGUUACGCUUAUUUGGCAGUGGAAAGAAAAACACGAGAUUGGUUUCGCUGCCCUGUACAGCCUUCGCCAGCCCAUGUAUUUCUGGCCCCCGUGGAUCCGGCCAGGCCCCUUGCUCAUGAUCAGCAAGUGUUGUCUGCCUUAGACUACUCGGAGCAGGCGAAACGAGACGAGACUUAGCAGUUAGCACUGGGGCUGCCGACUUUUCCUCCCUCUUCAUCACCUCCGCGAUUACUCUCCCUUUUGACGACGAUUGCCCAGGUCCCAAUACCUCUUCGUUCCUCGCGGUUCGUGAUCAGCCAACAGGCCGGGAGAGAGUGUGUAAAUGUAGCAUCAAGGCGGCAGCCAUGAUACGGAUCUCAAUCUCUCCAGCCAGCCAAAUUCGCCAGGGCUUGGUUCUUCUAUUCUUAUUGUUCUCUUGCGUCAACCUCACAGUGCAACAACGAGAUCCCAUAUCAAAUUUCUGUCGAAGAUGGGGUCAUCAGAGUGCUGUGGUUGACGACAAACUUUACAUUGGCGGAGGAUUGGUUACAUAUGAUGGUAGUUCUGGAACACCACAAAACUUCUCCAACCCCUACUUUAUCUACCAUGAUCUCAGCAAAGUAGCCAGUUCAGGCAUGCCCCAACCAUACGCGAACCUGAGCAAGAACUCGACGGUUCCCGACGUAAGUGGUGGAAUCUUCUGGCCCGAUACUAUCAACAAGAAGAUUUAUCUCUUUGGCGGCGAAUUCAAUGGUGUAACCCCUUGGGACUUCGACCUUUAUGCUUACGAUAUCAUAAAUGAUGAGUGGGACAACAUGGGAGUCUCUAGGACAGACGAUGUUGUCGGGCUCAGUUAUGGAGCUGGUUUGUCCAUUCCGGAUCGCGGAGAGGCCUACUACUAUGGCGGAUGGAUGAACAAUGCGACCGACGCGAACUGGGGUGACGCUCCCCAGAUACCAACAUCAUACCUACUGCGAUAUGAGAUGGAUACAAACAAUUGGUCCAACGACACUGGACCUGACGAUAUUGGCCGCGCCGAGGGUGUGAUGGUUCAUAUCCCUGCCGGAGAUGGUGGUAUGCUUGUUUACUUUGGCGGAAUCAGAGCCGCCAAUGAUGGUGGUUGGGAAGGUCAACCAAUGGAUCAGAUUAUUCUCUAUGAUGUUCUGAGCGGGAAAAGUUAUUUCCAAAAUGCAACGGGUGAUGUUCCAGAAUCACGUCGACGAUUUUGCGCAGGCGCUACGUGGACCAAGGACCAGUCUUCUUACAAUAUUUAUUUAUAUGGGGGAGCUGGCGAGGAGCAGGGAAGUUCUGGAUUUGAUGACAUUUAUAUCCUGACACUCCCUACCUUCACAUGGAUCAAGAUGUAUCCCGAAGGAAACGGAACUGGGGAUUACCCUCAUCACAGUUUUACCUGCAACGUUGUGAACGAGGCACAGAUGUUGAUUCAUGGCGGUUUCUUCCCCCUGACAAAUGACUGCGAUGUUCCGGACCAAUGGGGUUUACACGACAUGUCCCUGGGGCGACAAAACAAGGACAAGUCGCCCUGGAUGCUGUACGAUCCCGAAUUGACUAAAUAUGCUGUCCCCACUGACAUCAUUUCAGUUGUGGGAGGAAAUCCUACUGGCGGAGCGACCAAGACAGCACCAGCCGAUGGCUUCGACCACCAAGAUCUGAAAGCCCUCAUGACGCGGACGGCGUCGGCAGGAUCAAGGACUGCAACCCGAGAUGUAUCUGGCCCUACUGAGACUGCAGAUCAUGAAAGUGGAGCGACGUUAUCAACUGGUGCGAUUGCAGGUAUCGCAGCCGGCGGAGCUGUAGCUCUUAUUGCCGUGCUCGUGACUUGUUUCUGCCUCAUCCGAAAGCAUCGACGUCGGCGGGAACGUGUUGGAUCACAACAGCCGAUGACUCAAUCCUACGACUACCAUCAUCCCCAACAUCCAUCUUUCGCCUCAAACCAACCUUCCCCUAGCCCUUGGAGUCCACAGUCAUCGAAUUUCACCCCUUCAAGCCCCGUGGGCUACACGGGCCCGCAACUUGCCCAGUCAUAUUCAGGACCUCCCGUAGAACUGCCAUCUGGGCAUCCCGAAGACUCAUCUUACGUUUCACCACGUACAGAGUCAGUUUCGGCGGUUGAACCCAAAUAUGAUGCAAAUGGAAAUCUAUGGGUUCCCCAGAAUGGGCCAGAGUAUUUCCCACCCGGUACGCCGCAGGAACUUGCAGCAGAACGUCGCACUUCGUACGUACCUGGGCAACCAGUCCACCAGACGUAUUAUCAUCCAUGACUGGUGUUUCUUAAAGACAAAACAAAAGCCUCUCCUUUUGCCGAGGAUAUAGGCUGAAUGUAUUGAAUUUUCUUAAUGUCGGAUUACGAAAGCAGGGGUUAGGAGUAUUGGGAGGGAACGGCAUAACCAAGCAAGCGGGAUAUUUGAUGGUACACCAACUUCGGCACUCCAGGGUCAUAUUCAUUCCCUCGUAGGUCAUAAAUAUAAGUAAUUGUCUUCCUAAAUAGUAACUUCUUUUCGCAAGAAAUGAAGGCAGGAUGAAUCUAUCAUCAGUACAUAGGUUUGUCCAUUAUGCAAUUCGACCUCGGUGUCUUAGUUGUGACUCUGAUGUGAAUGUCUCGUUUUUGUGCUCACGAUAAGGUAGCUUGAGGUACAAUGACCAACCAACUACCAACCUGGUUCCAGUCCGUAACAACCUAUGCGAAACGCGCACUCAAUCACAGAGUUCGAUUCGGUUUAUGUCAGAUCACUGAAUAUCGGCGGAAAGGGGCUAUGGCAUUGUUAUCUAGUAACCCCAUGUCUGUACAGUUUCAUUCUGCCAUCGAGCCAUCGAGCCCUUAAUGAGCAAGG